Messenger RNA from Syngnathoides biaculeatus (alligator pipefish), 3745 nucleotides. Its product is annotated as protein diaphanous homolog 1. The transcript has 19 exons. The record is from RefSeq and is a predicted model, not a curated record. Gene Ontology annotation, cellular component: cytoplasm; actin filament. Gene Ontology annotation, biological process: actin cytoskeleton organization; actin filament polymerization. Gene Ontology annotation, molecular function: actin binding; small GTPase binding; microtubule binding. NCBI's taxonomy places the organism in Eukaryota, Metazoa, Chordata, Actinopteri, Syngnathiformes, Syngnathidae. The coding region runs from base 1349 to 3745 and encodes 798 amino acids.
ACACACACACACACACAUACAUCAAUUUCAAACAUCUUUUCAAAACGUGAAAUAGCUCUUGCACGAUGAUGAAAAAUUGCUGUGUGAGCUCAUUUCCCUUUUCACGCUUUGUGCACUCGCGGGAAUCAACAGAAGGCACAGCGGUCCGUUAUACUGUAGUACCAAGACUGACCUAUGGGAGGCAGCAUGGUGCUACAAAAACCAAGAAAAAGGACGUAGAUGAAGAAAUGGCAUUCAACUCGAUCAACUUUUCUAUUCAUAAUCAUCGCUCCACCAUCUUUAUGUCUGGCAACUACAUUGCAAUUGCAAAUUCUUCUCAUGUUUUUAUUUUGAUUAGUCACCUGUAAUAAUAAUAAUACGCGUCAUUUUUUUUAUCCGUUUAAGGACGUCUGGAGAAGUCAUUUCAAACUAAAAUAUUGUUAAAUAUAUAGAGGUUAAAAAAUUAAAUACCUAUAAUGUUAAAUUGUGACUUUCUUUUUAAACUACAAAGCCAUUACGAAAAAAUGAUGGGUCUGGGUGAUUUCUGACCUACGUGUCCAUCCAAAGUUUAGACCAAAAGCUUCGACAGGAAAUGUCAUUUUAUCGUUUGGGUGACUUUCAAAACCUUCCAGGCGAACUUAGUUUUGAUAGUGUGUAAAUUUGUAGCUGGGUAAGGUUUUGAACAACUCCUGCAUUUGCUGGGGUAGUUGAUUUAAAAAAAAACAAAAAAGUAGUUCAGAGCAGGAAGCAGUUGACGGGUUCAGGUGAAGUCGCCUCACGCUGCCUCCGCCCCUCCAGAGCUCCGGGCGGACUGUCACAAGAAGUUCAGGAGGCCACCUGGCUCGUGUUCAAACGGUCUCACGUCGGAGUUUCAACGUUGCGCUGAGCCGUAACGUGUAGGCGGGCACAUCAAGUCGGGCCGGGACGACGCGACUGCAGCAACUUCUGCUCGGAGUGGACUCAUUCAGACAAGAGUAGCCCCGCUAAAAGCUAACGAACGCUAGUGGCGGCGUUUGGUCGAGCCAGGGCGGGCGGUGAACAAAAGUCACCUGUGACCCAACUCGCGGAUGCCGAUGCCUGAAGUGGCCUUGUUUCAUUUCGGGGCAAGUUGGAAGGCUCCGUCCUGGUGCGUCCCGACGACGACGACGACGAGCCGCCGCGCUUUGAAUUUCCCUCCUCGCGGACGACGGACAGGCUGCUCUGCUUGGCGACGAGUUGGCUCUGGACCAGAUCAUUAGCAACUCUCUGCUAAUUGUGGCUAGUUAGCAAAGCCACCAGCCCCUGGCCCCUAAACAUUAUUAUCCGAAGUUACCUCCAUGCGGAAACUACUUUGAGUCCCAGUUCAAGGAAAACAAUCGACUUUACAAGUAUGGAUUCCCACACGGGAAACGCCGCCGCGGCUCUCGGGCCCAAAAAAGACAAGAAAUCAAAGAAAGGCUCCGAGGAUGGAGACGGCAAAAAGAAAUUCACACUGAAACGUCUGAUUCCAGAUGAGUUGGAACGUUUCACCAGCAUGAGAAUGAAGAAGGACAAGGAGAAGCUGAGCCACGUCCCCGGUCAGCGGCAUUCUGCGGCCGCCAACUACGAGCUCAACGCUGCCAGCGCCAUCCUGCACGACCAUACGGAUGAAUACGUCCUGGAACUUUUUGAACAGAUGCUGGUGGAUAUGAAUCUGAACGAGGAGAAGCAGCAGCCGCUCAGGGAAAAAGACAUCAGAAUCAAGCGUGAAAUGGUCUCCCAGUACCUCCACACGUCUAAAGCGGGCCAAGACCAGAAAGAGAGCUCCAAGUCAGCCCUGAUGUACAUCCAGGAGUUGAAGUCAGACUACCGAGACUCUCAGCUGCUGAGCUGUCUGGAAUCUUUACGCGUCUCGCUCAACAACAACCCCGUCAGUUGGGUGCAGAAUUUUGGAGACGAAGGCCUGGCCCUGCUGUUGAAUCUGCUGAGACGACUGCAAGAGGAGAAAGACGAGUACCCAAUGAUGGGAGUUAAAUGCCAACAUGAGAUCCUACGUUGUCUCAAAGCCUUCAUGAAUAACAAGUACGGUUUGAAAUCCAUGCUGGAUUCGGACGAGGGAAUUCCUCUGCUGGUCAGAGCCAUCAACCCGAGGGUGCCUCACAUGAUGGUGGACGCCGUCAAGCUGCUUUCUGCCAUCUCCAUAUUGGAACACCCGGAGAAUCUUCACGAGCGUGUUCUAGAGGCCAUCACAGAGGACGCAGAGAAACGGGAAGUUGAGAGGUUCCAGCCUCUUCUGGCUGGCAUGAGCAGUCACAACGUCGCCCUGAAGGGUGGAUGCAUGCAGCUAAUCAAUGCGUUGAUCAGUCGGGGAGAGGAGUUGGACUUCAGGAUCCAUAUUCGCUCUGAACUUCUCAGAUUAGGACUCAGAGACUGCCUUAAGGAGGUGCGCACAAUAGAAAACGAGGAGCUGAGAGUGCAGCUCACCGUCUUUGAUGAGCAGGCCGAAGACGACUCGGAGGACCUUAAAGCGCGCCUCGAUGACAUCCGCAUCGAGAUGGAUGACGUGAGGGAAGUGUUUGACAUUUUAGUCAACACCGUGAAGGACUCCAAAGCUGAAAGCAACUUCCUGUCGCUGAUGCAGCACCUCCUGCUGAUCCGCAACGAUUACCUGGCCAGGCCUCAGUACUACAAGUUAAUAGACGAGUGUACCGCUCAGAUCGUGCUCCACAAGAAUGGAGCGGACCCCGACUUUAAGUGCCGCAACAUCAGUCUCAACAUUGAAGGCCUCAUAGACAACAUGGUCAACCAAACCAAGGUGGAAACCAGUGAGGCCAAGGCUAUCGAGCUCGAGAAGAAGCUGGACGCAGAGUUGACGGCGCGCCACGAGUUGCAGGUGGAGAUAAAGAAACUCGAGGGGGACUAUGAACAGAAACUGCGAGAGCUGAGUCAAGAAAAGGAGCUACUGGCCUCCUCCAAGCACGAGCGAGAGAAGGAGAACCAGGGUCUGCAGCAGCAGCUGAGCACUCUGCAGGGGCAGAUUGAAACGCUAACCAAAGAUCUGGAAGAAGCCAAGACUAAAGUUGUCAGAGUUACCGUGCCAUCACCUGGCGUGCCCCCUCCUGUCCCUGGCCAGAAUGGGGGCUUGCCUCCACCGCCGCCACCACUGCCGGGCCAUGCCACCAUACCACCGCCACCACCUCUUCCGGGGCAGAGCGGUAUGCCUCCUCCUCCGCCUCCCUUACCGGGCGUGGCGGGCCCUCCGCCGCCCCCUCCUUUGCCGGGCGUGGCGGGCCCUCCGCCGCCCCCUCCUUUGCCGGGCGUGCCGGGCCCUCCGCCGCCCCCGCCCUUGCCGGGCGUGCCGGGCCCUCCGCCGCCCCCGCCCUUGCCGGGCACGGCGGGCCCUCCGCCUCCUCCGCCCUUGCCGGGGAUGGGCCCUCCUCCUCCUCCUCCUCCUCCACCAGGCGGUCCGGGUCUGCCUCCACCUCCACCGUUUGGCAUGGGAGGCUGGGGAGCCCCCGCACCAGUUCAACUGCCCUACGGCCUCCGGCCCAAGAAGGAGUACAAGCCUGAAGUCCAACUGAAGAGGGCCAAUUGGAGCAAGAUUGGACCCGAAGACCUUUCCGAGACUAGUUUUUGGACCUCUGCCAAAGAGGAGAAGUACGAAAACAAUGAGCUCUUUGCCAAACUCACCUUGGCCUUCUCCUCGCAGACUAAGGACCUCCCCACGGAGGAGGAGAUUGUGCACUCAGAAGUGGAGGACAUUUUGCCAGAGCCAGCAAACGCGUCCCUCGCCUCCUUUGACAGUUGA